Messenger RNA from Dermacentor silvarum, 1827 nucleotides. Its product is annotated as organic cation transporter protein. Gene Ontology annotation, molecular function: transmembrane transporter activity. NCBI's taxonomy places the organism in Eukaryota, Metazoa, Arthropoda, Arachnida, Ixodida, Ixodidae. The transcript has a single exon. The record is from RefSeq and is a predicted model, not a curated record. The coding region runs from base 1 to 1827 and encodes 608 amino acids. Gene Ontology annotation, cellular component: membrane. Gene Ontology annotation, biological process: transmembrane transport.
AUGGCGCAAAAGUCCGCAGGAUCCCCGGCGGCGUUGUCCACCAAAAGCGCAGACAACCGGAACAACGCUUUGGAUCGCACAUCAACGGUCCGCACGCUGGGCAGCGGCUCGCUCUGCAUUGUCACCGACGUGGACCGCGAAGAGGUGCAACAGGGCGCCAACGUCAUCGGGCACGGCGACUUCCAGAGGAUCAUCUUCGGUUUCACCAUCGUGGCGCACACGGUGCUUCUGUGCCACAGCCACGUCCUAGCGCUCAUCACGGACCCAGUUGACCACUGGUGCAAGCCGCCGCCCGAGUUCGCCGGGAUGUCGGCCGCCCACUGGAAGAACGUCGGCAUACCUGCCGACGAAGCGGGCCGCUUCAGCCAGUGCCGAGUGUACGUGCGACCCGGCGCCACCUCCAACGACACGGAGUCUGCCCUGUGCGAUUCCUGGGACUACGACGAUGUCGAGGCGCACAGGAGCGCCCGCAGCUACUGGAACCUCGUUUGCCAACGCAGCUGGCUCCUGUCCCUGGGCAACGGCGUCUUCAUGAGCGGCGCGCUCAUAGUGGUCCCGUUCAUGGGCUACCUGGCCGACACCGAGGGUCGCAAGCCAGUAAUCAUCGUUGCCUCGUUCGUGCUCAUGAUGACAGCCAUCGCCAGCUGCUUGGCCGAGGCCUUUCCCCUCUACCUGGCACUCAUAUUCGUCAACUCUGCCUGCGCCAGCACCGUUCACAUCGUCACGGUGAUCCUGAUGUUCGAGGUGGCGCCGCUCCAGUAUCGCACCUUCUACACGGGCCUCGGCAGCUCCCUGGGCGUCCUGUUAGUCGAGAUGCUGUUCGUCGUCGUCACCGCCGUCCGCAUCGGCUGGUUUCCGCUCCAGCUGCUCGUCGUGGCGCCCACCCUGCUGCUCCUCUCAGCCACGUUCGCCGUGCACGAGUCGCCCAUGUGGCUGCUCUCAAUGUCCAGGCUGAAAGAGGCCGAGGAAGUCAUCUACACCGCCGCCAAGGCGAAUGGCGUGCCUCGCGUCCACGCCAAGUACUCCCUCGACCGGAUCAAGUUCGAGAUGAACAAGGCGAGCGUGCCGUACUCGCCGGUGGCGCCCACAGCGCUGCUGGUCCCCGGAUCGCUGCGCGGCAGGGCCGCUGCGGUUUUCGUCACCACGUUCACCGCCGUGAUGGCCUACUACUCGCUCACCUGGAGCCGCCUACUCGGCGGGAGCAGCAAUCUGGUGGUGCGCGUCAUCUCCGUAGCGGCCCUGGCACCCACCUACCUGGCCAUGUACAUGGCCCUCAACACCCUGGGACGCCUGCAGUUCAUGCUCCUGCUCUUCACGCUUCUCGGCGGAAUUUCGGGACUCUACGGCAUCGCCACGUACGCCCAACCACACGAGGUCGCCUACGCGCUCGCCAUUGCGGCCAAGUGCCUGGCGAGCGCCCUGAUUCCCACCAACUACCUGUACAUGGCCGAGCUGUUCCCUUCGUCGGUGCGCAGCGCGGUUAUGUGUGGCGCCUACACGUGCGGCCGCGUCGGCGCCGUGUUCGCUUCGGCGCUCUCCCUUCUGCAGGACGUCGGCCGGGAGGACGCCGGCUUUGCGGUCCUGGCGGUAGCGGUCUUCGGAGGCCUGCUGGCGCUCCUCAGCUUGCCCGAGACGGCCGUCAGAGGCACUGCCGACGCGGCCAUAACCAACAUGGACGGCAAGCGCAGGGACCUCUUGGACGUCAUGCAGACCACGCUGGUGCCUAAACGCAAGAGGAGGAGGAAGGGCAGGCGUAUGAGCACCGUGCAAGCAGCGCUGCUGGACAAGCAGGCGCUAAGCUCGUCCAUGCAGUCUCCCUCGCGCUGA